This is a messenger RNA of Didymosphaeria variabile, 369 nucleotides long. RefSeq names its product RNA polymerase III C11 subunit (gene RPC11). Gene Ontology annotation, molecular function: DNA-directed RNA polymerase activity; zinc ion binding; nucleic acid binding. Bases 1 to 369 code for a protein of 122 amino acids. Lineage: Eukaryota; Fungi; Ascomycota; Dothideomycetes; Pleosporales; Didymosphaeriaceae. Gene Ontology annotation, cellular component: RNA polymerase III complex. The transcript is spliced from 3 exons. Gene Ontology annotation, biological process: termination of RNA polymerase III transcription; DNA-templated transcription. The record is from RefSeq and is a predicted model, not a curated record.
AUGUUGAUCUCAUCGAUUAAGUCUGCCCAAAUUGUCACAACAUGCUUCGCGUCUCCAAAGUGCCUCCCGGCGACCCCCUCCACCGCCGCCCUCGAAGGCCGCUCCCGCCUCGAAUGCCUGACCUGUCCGUACCAACACAUCCUGACGAAGCAGCUGUUUGAGCGCAAAGAGAUUACGCCGAAGCAGCCGGAUGAUGCACUGGGUGGGGAAGGCGCGUGGGACAACGUUGAUAAGACGAACGUGCAAUGCCCGAACGAGAAGUGCAGGAAUUUCGAGGCGUAUUGGUAUCAGCUUCAGAUUCGAUCUGCGGAUGAGCCUAUGACGGCUUUCUACAAGUGCACGAAGUGUGCGAAAGAGUGGAGAGAGUGA